Messenger RNA from Calidris pugnax (ruff), 3445 nucleotides. It is a transcript of the gene FBXL2, whose product is annotated as F-box and leucine-rich repeat protein 2. Bases 1 to 1686 code for a protein of 561 amino acids. The record is from RefSeq and is a predicted model, not a curated record. Gene Ontology annotation, molecular function: protein binding. Lineage: Eukaryota; Metazoa; Chordata; Aves; Charadriiformes; Scolopacidae. Gene Ontology annotation, cellular component: SCF ubiquitin ligase complex. The transcript has 17 exons. Gene Ontology annotation, biological process: SCF-dependent proteasomal ubiquitin-dependent protein catabolic process.
AUGGAUGCCACCUAUCAAGAUGUUUCACCCCCGUGGCAGGUGACGUUCAGGCUCUUCAUGGAACGACAUGGAGGACUUCUGUCUGCCUUUACCCCGUCAUGGGAUGUCACUUCAAUGGUUGAUGGGACCAACACCAGCUAUUCCAGAGCUCAGCACCCCUCCAUGCACAAGGCUCGGAGCCCGCCAAGCCGCCCUGCCCGAGGCCGGCUCCCCUUCCCGCCUCUGGCAGCCCCUGGCGGGCACCGCAGCGCCUCCCCCCCCACCCCUCGCCUCACGCCGCCACCUGAGGCGGGAGGGCGGGGCCGGCAGCCGCCGGGGCGGGGCGACCCGACCCCACCGCGCAGGGGCGGUGCCGGGUCACCGGCCCCCGGGCCCCUCGCCCUGAGGGGAAGGGUGGCGGCCGGGGCGGCCCUUAAGGUUUUCUCAAAUAAUGAUGAAGCCCUUAUUAACAAAAAGCUACCCAAAGAACUUCUGUUAAGAAUAUUUUCAUUCUUGGACAUAGUUACUUUGUGUCGAUGUGCACAAGUUUCCAAGGCAUGGAAUGUUUUAGCGCUGGAUGGAAGCAAUUGGCAACGCAUAGACCUCUUUAACUUUCAAACGGAUAUAGAGGGUCGUGUUGUGGAAAAUAUUUCGAAAAGGUGUGGUGGGUUCCUGAGACAACUUAGUCUGAGAGGAUGUCUUGGUGUUGGAGACUCCUCUUUAAAGACCUUUGCACAGAACUGUAGAAACAUCGAACACUUAAAUCUAAACGGGUGCACAAAAAUCACUGACAGCACGUGUUACAGUCUUAGCAGAUUCUGUUCCAAGCUGAAACAUCUGGAUCUGACAUCUUGUGUAGCCAUCACAAACAGCUCUUUGAAAGGCUUAAGUGAGGGUUGCAGAAAUCUGGAACAUUUGAAUCUUUCCUGGUGUGAUCAGAUUACGAAGGAUGGUAUUGAAGCACUGGUGAAAGGGUGUAGUGGACUAAAAGCUCUAUUUCUUAGAGGUUGCACACAGUUAGAAGAUGAAGCAUUGAAACACAUUCAGAAUCACUGUCAUGAACUUGUAAUCCUGAAUUUGCAGUCCUGUACACAAAUUUCAGAUGAAGGCAUUGUAAAAAUCUGUAGAGGAUGUCAUAGACUUCAGUCACUCUGUGUUUCAGGCUGUAGCAACCUGACAGAUGCUUCUCUCACAGCGCUUGGUCUAAACUGUCCAAGGCUGAAGAUUUUGGAAGCUGCAAGAUGUUCACAUCUUACAGACGCUGGUUUUACGCUUUUAGCCCGGAAUUGCCAUGAGCUGGAGAAGAUGGACUUGGAAGAGUGUGUUCUGAUAACCGACAGCACAUUGAUACAACUUUCUAUACACUGUCCUAAGCUACAAGCAUUGAGCUUAUCUCACUGUGAAUUGAUCACUGAUGAUGGGAUUCUUCACCUGAGCAACAGCACGUGUGGUCACGAGAGGCUGCAGGUACUGGAGCUUGAUAACUGUCUUCUCAUCACCGAUGUGACUCUGGAGCACCUGGAGAACUGCCACAACCUGGAGAGAAUCGAGCUGUACGACUGCCAGCAGGUCACGCGAGCUGGAAUCAAACGCAUCAGAGCCCAUCUACCUCACGUGAAGGUUCAUGCUUACUUUGCUCCAGUGACUCCCCCUCCUUCGGUGGGGGGUGGCGGGCAGCGCCUCUGCAGAUGCUGCAUCAUCCUCUGACAGUAAGUGCGCGACCAGGCAGAGAAUUCCCUUCUCGUUGUCGGAGAGAAGAACGGGACUGCGCCUCAGCGGAAGGAGUUGGUUUCCUGACAGUCCUCACGGUGGUGUUUGGUCAUCCAGUUUUGUGACAAGAAAAGCGGUUUUUUUUCCAGGUAAAAAAAAAAAAAGAAAAAUAAUAAUCUUAACGUAAUGUGCAGCUGUGGAUUAAGUUGGUGAUGCUUCGGUUUGUAUUAGUAAAUCCUUCCUUCUGUUGUUGGCAUGAGAAGUACCGUGUAAAACUGUGGGGGGCGUUUUCAGCAUAGCAGCUACUUGGUGACAAGGUCACUAAGCUUGGAAGUUAAUUUGCAUUUGUGUGAAGUUGUGACCCAAGGCGGGGCUCGAGCCCCUCACACCGAGGGACUGAACCUGCUUGUUCUGUAACAUACACCACGGAUCCAGCACCAGGUUUAAGGCCAAAUCAGCUUUAGCAGAUGUUGACCAAAAAAAAACGCAAGGUAACCAUGCAAAACAGCUUAUACUUUUUCAUGAUUCAGCUUCGUAUUUAAUUACGUAAACAGGACAUCAUAGGCAAUGUCAAAAGGUAAGCUAGUACCUCCAGAUAACUAUAUGCUUUCCAAGUUUGUUGAACUUGGUUCAGUUGAACUCUGUGUUAGUAUAAAGCUUGCCCGUCGCUGAAGCACGUUUGCUGCCCGAUGCCAUGGGCCUGUAACAGGGGUAAGAAAUCCACUGGGGCAGAGCUGUGGCUCUGCUGCCACACUCCUACAUGGUGCUCACCCAAACCCACCUCCCCUCUCUCCUCCACAGCCCGGGGGGGGGUCACUCCUGCUUGGCCAGAGGUUCAGCUGCAGGGACUGCCAGGAGGGAGCGAGGGGGUUCCAGUCAAACUGUUUGUCCCACCCGGGUUAGGGAGAUAGAUGGGCAAAUAAAUCCGGAGGCAGGAGUUGAACCAAACCAAACCUGUCGUUUUAGAAAGACAAACUCCUCACAUGUGGGUUAUUUAAGAAGCUGUCAACUUCUGAAUGAUGAUAAUAAUAAAAAUCUGUGUAUUAACUCUUAAGGACAUGCUUUCAUCCUUAGUUUUUCAGUGCUAGAGGAUUAGAUAAACUUUUUUUUUUAUAUUAAGCAACUUAAUUAUCUGAGAUAAACUACUCAGCAGUUCAGAAAGCUUUUUUUGUGUAAGAUUGAUUGUGUGUGUGUAUGUUUUAAGAGUUCAGGGCCUGUGUCUUUACUGAAAAUCAAUAGAAAUACUGGCUUAAAAAGCAGUUGGAGAAGCUACUGCUGGAGAGUACUGCAAUUUCCCCCCAAAAUUUUAAGCUACUUUUCAAAGUGAGACCAUUAAGAGACUUUUCUGGGACAACAGUGGCUGUAACUUUGCUCAUGCUUCGAUGGGGACAACUCAAUUCAGAUCUCAACCUGGAGGACAGAUUCCAGCCUGGAGUGCGGUACGUGGAUUUCUUCGCUACUAGGAAAUAAGCCAAGGAGGGCUUGUUUUGCGCAGCAGCGGAGGAGGGUUGGUACCAUCAUGCUUAAGAGUUUCAUUAAGAUAGUGCUGCAAUAGAGAGUUUUAAGCAGAUUUUAUUCUCAACUGUACCAGGACAGUCAUCGGUACCGGUAUGGCAAGAUGUGUUGCCUUUUGUUGGCUCUUUUUUUUUCUAAGAACAUAAUGAACCUUGUAAGUCUAUCGCAUUAAAGAUGUACAAAACCAAAUGGAACCUACUCUGAUAUAGGACACUAAAAUAAACAAUCAGCUGAUGUCAAA